Molecule: messenger RNA, 865 nt
Organism: Pelobates cultripes (western spadefoot toad)
Lineage: Eukaryota; Metazoa; Chordata; Amphibia; Anura; Pelobatidae
Source: the annotation of a GenBank genome assembly
CCCUCCAACUAACCCUAACAUUAUACCCAACAUUGAAACUGCUCCAAACUCUUACUCUCCCCCUAACCCUCCAACUAACCCUAACAUUAUACCCAACAUUGAAACUGCUCCAAACUCUUACUCUCCCCCUAACCCUCCAACUAACCCUAACAUUAUACCCAACAUUGAAACUGCUCCAAACUCUUACUCUCUCCCUAACCCUAACAUUAUACCCAACAUUGAAACUGCUCCAAACUCUUACUCUCCCCCUAACCCUCCAACUAACCCUAACAUUAUACCCAACAUUGAAACUGCUCCAAACUCUUACUCUCCCCCUAACCCUCCAACUAACCCUAACAUUAUACCCAGCAUUGAAACUGCUCCAAACUCUUACUCUCCCCCUAACCCUAACAUUAUACCCAACAUUGAAACUGCUCCAAACUCUUACUCUCCCCCUAACCCUCCAACUAACCCUAACAUUAUACCCAACAUUGAAACUGCUCCAAACUCUUACUCUCCCCCUAACCCUCCAACUAACCCUAACAUUAUACCCAACAUUGAAACUGCUCCAAACUCUUACUCUCCCCCUAACCCUUCAACUAACCCUAACAUUAUACCCAACAUUAAAACUGCUCCAAACCCUCCAACUAACCCUAACACUUACACUCUGCCUAACAUUAAAACUGCUCCAUACUGUUACUCUCCCCCUAGCCCUCCAACUAACCCUAACACUUACACUCUGCCUAACAUUAAAACUGCUCCAAAAGCUUACUCUCCCCCUAACCCUCCAACUAACCCUAACACUUACACUCUGCCUAACAUUAAAACUGCCCCUAACAUUUACACUCUUCCUAAGCCUAACUCUCCCACCAACCCUAAGACUUAA